Molecule: messenger RNA, 1137 nt
Organism: Volvox carteri f. nagariensis
Lineage: Eukaryota; Viridiplantae; Chlorophyta; Chlorophyceae; Chlamydomonadales; Volvocaceae
Exons: 10
Coding region: 1-1137 (378 amino acids)
Molecular function (GO): zinc ion binding; carbonate dehydratase activity
Source: RefSeq, a predicted model, not a curated record
AUGCUGCUCUUGGAGUGGCUGGUCCUUGCGGUUAUCUACUUUUCCACGCCAGCUGUUGCUUGUAUUUUCAAAUAUGGAACAUCGCCUGAUUCAUUGGCACCUCCUCACGGUGGCAGUCCAUGGAACCAUGCGCUCCAAGGAGACGACUGGGCUGGUGUUGAUGCAGCGGGAAAUCCAUGGAUGUGCUUAACGGGCACGCAUCAAAGUCCGCUGAACCUGCCGAAUCCGGGUUCUCUAAAUCGCCACGGCGACCACAUCCCGGACAAGUUCCGUACCCGCUGGUCGUACCCAACCAUCUACUCUAACGGCUCUAACGUGGAGGUUAUCAACAACGGACACGCCAUCCAGAUUGAGUGGCUGUCGCCAUAUGCAGCCGACGUCGAGAUUGUAGUCCCAGGUGUGUCUAACGCGACACGCAUCGCCGCGGUCCUUAACAUGAAACCUGGUGACAACUUCACCACCGUCAAAGCCAUCCCGCUGCAGUUCCACUUCCACACGGUCUCCGAGCACCUGGUUGGAGGGAAGUACUACCCUCUUGAGCUUCACAUCGUCCACCGUGUGACUGACCUGCCCGCCUGCACCGCCGGCUGCUUCUCCGUGACGGGGGUGCUGUUCGAGCUGACUCAGUCGGAGGACAACCCCUUCCUGGAGGCCAUCUGGGCGGCCAUGCCCAUGCGCGAAGGGGCCAUCAACUAUUUGCCUCCGGACGCUGAGGUCCGUCUUGAGGAGCUUCUCCCUCCCCCUUCCUCCCGCGAGUAUGUCACCUACGAGGGCAGCCUCACCACCCCGCCCUGCUCGGAGGGGCUGCUGUGGCACGUGAUGCUCAAGCCGCAGAAAAUCAGCAUGGCGCAGUGGACCAAGUACAAGACGGCUGUGGGUUAUAAGGAGUGCAGCCCCAAGAACGCCACCACCUCAGCCACCAAUGCCACCAACACCAGGUACAACAGCCGCCACCUUCAUCGCGCGCAACAUCGCCGGCUGCUCACAGUGGGGGCGACGGCAGUGACAGCGGAGGAGGCGUCUUCAGAAGGCACCAAUCCGGACGACUACGUGUGCAAGGUCGUUGCGUACGGAACUAACUUCCGUGCCCCGCAGCAUGCAAACAACCGGACCAUCAAGCUGGCGCAGGUCCCAUGA